Molecule: messenger RNA, 2592 nt
Organism: Apis cerana (Asiatic honeybee)
Lineage: Eukaryota; Metazoa; Arthropoda; Insecta; Hymenoptera; Apidae
Product: sodium-independent sulfate anion transporter
Biological process (GO): transmembrane transport
Cellular component (GO): membrane
Source: RefSeq, a predicted model, not a curated record
CUUGGAACAAGAAGUUCACCGUUAAAAAGGAUUCGAAUGAGAAAGAAAAGUGUAGCGGAACGUAUCCGUCGUCGAAGCAAUUGACACAUUCCACGAUAAUCCACGAAAGGAAUCCCGUUCUGGAACAAUCGAGCAUCCGUGAAUUUCAAGUUGACACGAUGUGCUGAAACUGUUGAAAAAAAGGACUCGUUAGUGAAGAAAUUUGAGCGAAAUGACCGGGUUUAGCUUUAAAAAAUUAUUGAAGGAGAAAAUUCCUAUCUUAAAAUGGUUACCGCUGUACAAAACGAAGGACGCAUUGGGUGACCUGGUUGCGGGAUUGACAGUAGGUCUGACCCUGAUACCACAGGCGAUCGCAUACGCUGGGCUGGCAGGUUUGACGCCGCAAUAUGGUCUUUACAGCGCGUUUGCUGGCAGUUUCGUUUACAUAAUUUUUGGUACCUGUCGAGAAGUCAAUAUUGGACCAACUGCAUUGAUCUCUUUGUUAACGUACACAUACGCGAGGGGUAUUCCAGAUUACGCAAUCCUCUUGUGUUUUUUAUCAGGAUGCGUCACGAUAGUUUUUGGAAUUCUCCGGCUGGGUUUCCUUGUCGAGUUCGUUUCCAUACCGGUCGUCUCUGGAUUCACGUCUGCGGCAAGCUUAAUUAUCGCCUGCAGUCAAAUAAAAAGUUUGCUGGGUAUAAAAAUACACGGGGAAAGUUUCGUCGAGAUUUGGCUGGAAUUGGCAAACAACAUCCAUCGAACCAGAAUCCCUGACCUGAUCUUGUCUUGUUGCUGCAUUCUAAUUCUAUUGACCUUGAAGAAACUCAAGGAUAUCAAAGUCUCGAAUGGAAUUUUAAGAAAAUUGAUCUGGUUCGUGGGAACUGGCAGGAAUGCUCUUGUGGUGAUUUUGUGCGCUGUCGCAUCGUACGUGUUCGAAAAUCACGGCGAAGUGCCUUUCGCUCUUACAGGCAAUAUCGAUGCCGGCCUACCCACUAUCGCACCACCAUCUUUCUCGAUCACUGUUGGAAAUCGAACCGAAACUUUCGUUGAAAUAUGCAAAAACUUGGGUUCCGGUAUAGUGAUCGUUCCAUUGAUCUCGAUCAUCGGAAACGUAGCCAUUGCGAAAGCAUUUUCGCGAGGACACUCGCUCGACGCCACUCAGGAAAUGUUAACUUUGGGUCUAUGUAACGUUGCUGGCUCGUUUUUCCAUUCCAUGCCAGUGACAGGCUCCUUUUCCAGAAGCGCCGUGAACAAUGCUUCCGGCGUGAGAACACCCUUGGGUGGUAUUUACACAGGUAUUCUAGUCAUUCUCGCUCUGAGCUUACUCACGCCAUACUUCUAUUAUAUUCCAAGAGCGACUUUAAGCUCCGUGAUAGUCUGUGCAGUGAUAUUCAUGAUCGAGAUAAAAAUGAUACGGCCACUUUGGAAAUGCAGCAAACGAGAUUUAAUCCCGACAUUUACAACAUUCUUCGCAUGUUUGUUCGCCGGAGUUGAAUUAGGAAUUUUAAUAGGUGUAGCAAUUGAUCUGGCAAUAUUAGUUUAUUUCAACGCCAGGCCGACAAUAUAUAUCGAAUACAGAAAUACUUCUACGUUAAGUUACAUCCUCGUGCGUCCCAGCGCCGGAUUACUUUUCCCAGCGGUGGACUACCUAAGGAUAUAUCUGUUAGAGAACUUAGCUAAGGAUCAUCAAAAAUUACUGAAAACUUUCAAGAACACGAAAAUCGUCGUUCUAGAUUGCAAGCACAUCGAUAAAAUUGAUUUCACUGCGGCGCGUGGAUUAAAUAUGGUUAUGAGAGAUUUCAAAGAAAAGAAUCAUUGCUUGAUCAUGUUGCAACCCUCCAAGGAAGUUUUACGAAGUAUUCAAUCGCUCUCCAAAGAAACGAUUGAAGUGGUUAAUACCGAUACCGAACUCGUAACUGCUUUGAAAGAAUUGAACACGACCAAAGCGAUCAAAAAAAUUGGUACGGAGAUAAUAGAUAUGUCAAAUGGGACAACUACCAGUGAUAUGAGAAAUGAACUUACGAGUACGAAGCUUUGAAAUCAACUACGAAUUUACAGAACGAAAAUUUCAACGAGAUAUCAAGAAUUAGAUGUUCAAAAAAAUAUUUAAAAUUUCUAUAAAUUUCUUUUUUUUUUUUGUUUCUCCUUUUUCUAAUUUUUCCCUUUUUUUUCUUUUCUUAUUUUUUUUAUAUAUAUAUAUAUAAUAUCUGAAUUGAGUUGUAUUAGACUAUCAACGAUAUUGUAUAAAAUCGUAAUGAACAUUAACGCAUGUUUAUGAUGUACAUAUGAAUCGUAUGAUAAUUCGUACGUUUUUUAAACUUUUUAUAAAGAUAUAUGAAUCGACCAGCAAUGAUAUUGUUUAUCAGAAAUUACUUUUUUUUUUUUAUCUGUUUCAAAGAGAUUCUAUUGACACGUGCAUUUCAUAAUACAGAUGAAAGAAUAAUACUGUGGUUAUAAAUGCAUAUCAGAAUAUGUCGAAGGAUUAUAAUAUAUAUUUUUAUAUAUAUAUAUAUAUAUAUAUAUAUAACAUCUACCAAAUAUGGCAAGUUUACGUUUUAUUUUGUAAAAACUUGUAAGUCCUCGAAAAAUAAACUAUAUGAUAUUUCUUAACAA